Molecule: messenger RNA, 1191 nt
Organism: Colletotrichum truncatum
Lineage: Eukaryota; Fungi; Ascomycota; Sordariomycetes; Glomerellales; Glomerellaceae
Product: ATP-dependent RNA helicase eIF4A
Molecular function (GO): RNA binding; RNA helicase activity; ATP binding
Source: RefSeq, a predicted model, not a curated record
AUGGCUGACAAGGGUCUUGAGGACGUGCCUGAGGGCCAGAUCGAGUCCAACUACGAUGAGACCGUUGACUCCUUCGAUGACAUGGCUCUGAAGUCGGAGCUCCUCCGUGGUGUUUACGCCUACGGUUUCGAGCGUCCCUCUGCUAUCCAGCAGCGUGCCAUCAUGCCCGUCAUCAAGGGUCACGAUGUCAUUGCCCAGGCUCAGUCCGGUACUGGCAAGACUGCCACGUUCUCCAUCUCGGUCCUCCAGAAGAUCGACACCAACGUCAAGCAGUGCCAGGCCCUCAUCCUCGCCCCCACCCGUGAGCUUGCUCAGCAGAUCCAGAAGGUCGUCGUUGCCAUCGGCGACUUCAUGAACAUUGAGUGCCACGCCUGCAUUGGUGGCACCAGCGUCCGUGACGACAUGAAGGCCCUGCAAGACGGUCCCCAGGUCGUCGUCGGCACCCCUGGUCGUGUCCACGACAUGAUCCAGCGUCGCUUCCUCAAGACCGACGGCAUGAAGAUGUUCGUCCUUGACGAGGCCGACGAGAUGCUUUCUCGUGGUUUCACCGAGCAGAUCUACGACAUCUUCCAGCUGCUUCCCCAGAGCACCCAGGUUGUCCUUCUGUCCGCCACCAUGCCCCAGGACGUCCUUGAGGUUACCACCAAGUUCAUGCGCGACCCUGUCCGCAUUCUCGUCAAGAAGGACGAGCUUACCCUUGAGGGUAUCAAGCAGUUCUACAUUGCUGUUGAGAAGGAGGAGUGGAAGCUCGACACCCUCUCCGACUUGUACGAGACUGUCACCAUCACCCAGGCUGUCAUCUUCUGCAACACCCGCAGGAAGGUCGACUGGCUUACCGACAAGCUCACUGCCCGUGACUUCACCGUUUCCGCCAUGCACGGUGACAUGGACCAGGCUCAGCGUGAUCUGAUUAUGAAGGAGUUCCGUUCCGGUUCUUCUCGUGUCCUGAUUGCCACUGACCUUCUGGCCCGUGGUAUCGAUGUCCAGCAGGUUUCCCUGGUCAUCAACUACGACCUUCCCGCCAACCGUGAGAACUACAUUCACCGUAUCGGUCGUGGUGGUCGUUUCGGUCGUAAGGGUGUUGCCAUCAACUUCGUUACCGCCGAGGAUGUCCGCAUGAUGAGAGAGAUUGAGCAGUUCUACAGCACCCAGAUUGAGGAGAUGCCCAUGAACGUUGCCGACCUCAUCUAA